AGGCCCACAUUUACAUAGGGUCGUGUACAAGAUGCACCUGGGUCGGGUGUAAACUCGAUCUUCUUAAACUCUAUUCCAAGUUUUCAAACAAAAUCAAUCAAGCGGUGUUCGUACCCCCAAAUUCUCACUACAAUCUGUACAAAUCUGGAUCAGUAACACAACAAACUCCAUCCCCAAAUGGCCCCAAAGAAAUCGAAGCACGAACUCACACCCAAAAAGAUGAAACUGAAAAAAGAUUCCAAGAUGAAACUGAAAAAGAAGAAGAAGAAGAUAUCAUCGAGUUCAAACCCAGCAGCGGCAGUGAGUGGCAGCGACAACAGAGGCGUCGAUUCAGAGUGGUGGAUUUCGUUUUGGGAUAAAAACCCACCGCUUCCUGGUUCAAUGGUGCCCGAAGACGAAGAAGAAGGGUUCAAAUACUUUUUCCGCGUGUCAAAGAAAACGUUCGAGUACAUAUGCUCUCUAGUACGAGAAGAUCUGAUAUCCCGUCCACCUUCCGGUCUCAUCAACAUCGAAGGAAGACUUCUCAGCGUCGAAAAACAAGUCGCAAUCGCUUUAAGAAGAUUAGCAUCCGGCGAAUCACAAGUUUCCGUAGGCGCGUCUUUCGGCGUCGGUCAGUCAACCGUUUCGCAAGUUACCUGGCGGUUCAUCGAAGCUAUGGAAGAACGCGGCAGACACCACCUCAAAUGGCCCGAUCACGAUAAAUUACAAAGCAUCAAAUCGGAAUUCGAAAAAACGUUUAACUUACCGAAUUGUUGCGGAGCGAUUGACGCUACGCACAUCGUUAUGACCCUACCCGCCGUUCAAACAUCAGACGAUUGGUGCGAUCAAGUUAAGAACUACAGUAUGUUGGUACAAGGUAUCGUCGAUGACAAAUCGAGAUUUCUCGAUAUCGUAACGGGCUGGCCCGGUGGUAUGACGAUCCCGAAACUCCUAAAAUUUUCGGGAUUUUACAAACUUUGCGAAUCGGGUCAGCGGUUAAACGGAAAUCCAAUAUCAUUAUCUAACGAAUCAGAGAUUCGAGAAUUUAUCGUAGGCGGGGCGAAUUAUCCGCUUCUUCCGUGGUUAAUAACGCCUUACAGUGAAACUGAUGAGGUGUCGGGUUUGAAUACGGUUCAUGAAGCUGCGAGAUCGCUUGCCGUGAGGGCGUUUUCGCAAUUAAAAGGAAGUUGGAGGAUUCUUAACAAGGUUAUGUGGCGACCCGAUAAGAAGAAGCUUCCGAGUAUCAUCGUGGUGUGUUGUUUGCUUCAUAAUAUAAUCAUAGAUUGCGGUGAUUAUGUAAAACCGGAUGUUUCGUUGUCGGGCCAUCAUGAUUUAGGGUAUGUUGAACAAUGGUGUAAGCAGGUUGAUCCUGUUGGGAGAAAGAUGAGAGAUAACCUUGCUGCACAUUUGGAAAAUAUCAAGUGAAAAUGGUUGUAACUCAUUCUUGCAAAAAUGACAGUGGUUUAUUUGGAAGUUUAUUUGGAGUAAAA
Molecule: messenger RNA, 1469 nt
Organism: Helianthus annuus (common sunflower)
Lineage: Eukaryota; Viridiplantae; Streptophyta; Magnoliopsida; Asterales; Asteraceae
Product: protein ANTAGONIST OF LIKE HETEROCHROMATIN PROTEIN 1-like
Exons: 2
Coding region: 178-1404 (408 amino acids)
Cellular component (GO): PRC1 complex; ESC/E(Z) complex
Molecular function (GO): chromatin binding
Source: RefSeq, a predicted model, not a curated record